Messenger RNA from Syngnathus typhle (broad-nosed pipefish), 4942 nucleotides. It is a transcript of the gene znf687b, whose product is annotated as zinc finger protein 687b. NCBI's taxonomy places the organism in Eukaryota, Metazoa, Chordata, Actinopteri, Syngnathiformes, Syngnathidae. Bases 96 to 4127 code for a protein of 1343 amino acids. The record is from RefSeq and is a predicted model, not a curated record. The transcript is spliced from 10 exons.
AAGGCCGCGGGCACGUGACGGGAAGCGCUUGCGUUUUCAGCUGCAACCCGAGCUAAGGAUAAUCGGAAAUCGCACAUCCAGGCGUCAAUCCCGUAAUGGGGGACAUGAAGACCCCAGAUUUCGAUGACCUGCUGGCAGCGUUUGACAUACCAGACAUCGACGCCAAGGAGGCAAUACAAUCCGCGCCGGAUGAGGCGGAGGGACCUCACGGGCCCACUGGGGCGCCACUGGGGAAGACAGACAACACGGUGGGGUUGCCGAGCCCCUCGGACCCGCAGGGUGACACAUCCAUCGUGAGCGUGAUUGUAAAAAACAAAGUGCGUGCCGAAGCGGCAGCGGGUGAAGAAGACGGAGCUGCAGAACCGGACGCCAUCGACGUAAUCGCCGGGGUGGACGUGGGUCCUCGUCUUGGCGGGAUGGCGGAAUCUGAUGUCCUCAACCACAAUGGUUUUGGCGUGUCCGGCGUCUCCGCCACGCUUUCCGUCAGCCAGUCCAAUGGCGCCCCGUGGCCCCUGAACACCCCUAAAGCAUCAGCAGAAACUUCAGUCGCGGUCAAGUCCAACAAGCAGGGAGGGAACAUUUUUAACAGACUGAAGCCUCUGCUAGGCCCCGGUUCGGGAGAUCCGGUGGGCCGGGCGAGAAAGAUGCAGCUCCUGCAGCAACAGCAGCAGGAAGCUGUGCAGGAGAGAGCAGACAGUCACAAAGCAACACUACCGUCUGGAUCUUCUGCAGGACUGUCACCACCUUACUUUGCACCCACAAAGCCUCUCCCCGCUCCACCUGCCACCCUUUCGCCACACGUCAAGCCUUUUAACGGUGCCCCCAAAAUACCGGAAUACCAGCACCAGCAGAUGGAGGAAGAAGAAGAGGAUGAUUCAGAUGCAGAUUUGGAUAGUCCACUUGUCAUCCAGGAAAACACAGACUCGCCGGUUUCCACUCAGAUAAACCGUCGUUAUAAGGAUCUAACCCAGCCUCCGGCAUCUAUUCCGCCUCACCCAAAGCCGGGGUACACCCCCCAGGGAGCGUUUAUGACUCCUGAGUCGGUCUCGGCUGGAAACGAAACACCUCAGCCAGAGGAGAAGCACCCGGAGCACAUCAUCGAAGAGAGGGACUCGCCGGAAAGCCCUGAACCCGAGAUGCCCAAGUCAACGGCUCAAGUGGUGUCUGCCAAAAGGUGUUCCAGUCCUGCUGGGGUCUCCACACCACCUUCAUCUGAGCUGAGAGAGCCCAAGCAAGAAGAGGAGGAGAUGGAGGUGGGGAACGGGAUGGACAAGGCGGAGGAUGGGAACGUGGACAAGCCGGAAAAUGCGUGCGAGGAGAAGACCGAGGCAGAUGAGGACAAGCCUAAAGCUGUCCUCCCUGAGGGGGGGGUGGUCACCGCACCGGCAGCCCCCGGGACUCCCUCACGGCCCCUCAAAGUCCGAAUAAAAACCAUUAAGACGUCCACGGGCGGCAUCACCAGAACGGUGACGAGGGUAGCCCCUAAGGGUGGCGCGGGAGGAAAAGCUUCCGACGCAAAAGGGGGCGGUGAGCGCAAGGUGUUGGGAAGCAAAGGUCAAAGGUCUGAGCAGCAGCAGAACGCCAGCGCCUUAAACGCCCUGCCGGUGUCCACGCUUGCCGCUAGCAGCGUCAUGCUCGCCGCCGCCACCAAAGUACAAAACAAAAUGGCCACCUCCGACAAGGCUAAAGUUUCCGUCACCGCUGUCAAUAUCACAAAAUCCGCCGCCCUGCCGGCCACUCCCGCCGUGGCCUCGUCAACCAAGUUCAGCGUGCGGACGACCGCGAAGGGGUCACCCAACGGCACCGCUCAGUCAAAUAAGCCAGCAUCUAUCGUGAAUAGCACCGGCGCCGUCAUCUCCCGGAGCCAGUCCAGCCUGGUGGAGGCUUUUAACAAGAUACUCAACAGCAAGAACCUGUUGCCCAGCUACAAGCCGGACCUGUCGGCGCCGCCGCCCCCCGAGUGGGGACUCCCGCUGCCGGCUUCCGGCUACCGCUGCCUGGAGUGCGGCGACGCCUUCGCUUUGGAGCGCAGCUUGGCGCGGCACUACGACCGGCGGUCCCUGCGUAUCGAGGUGACGUGUAACCACUGCGCCAAGCGGCUGGCCUUCUUCAACAAGUGCAGCCUUCUGCUGCACGCCCGCGAACACAAAGAGCGAGGCCUGGUCAUGCAGUGCUCGCACCUGGUCAUGAGGCCCGUCACCGUGGAGCAGAUGAUCGGACAGCAAGACGUCACGCCAGUCGGUAGUGUUCUUUCCUCUUCAUCCCCCUCCACUGCUACUUCGUCUGCUGCCGGAUCCAGCCCGAAGGACGGUGCUGCGGCGCCCGCCGGAGGUGCGCCCCGACAGGUCCGCCGCGCCCCCCAGGGCCCUCAGGCGCUGAUGCCACUGCCCUGCAAGAAAGCUGAGAACCUGCAGUACAACAACUACAAGUGUCCCGAGUGUCAGACGCAGUUCUCUGGCAAGGCGGCGCUCGUCACGCACUUCCAGCAGAUCAGAGCGACGCCAAAUUCGACGUGCUCCCAGUGCUCUCCGCCCAUGAUGCUGCCCAACUCGUGCGCCGUGUCCGCCCACCAGAGGAUCCACAAGCACAAGGCGCCCCACGUGUGCCCCGAGUGCGGGGGCGUGGCACGCCAGGCCAACUUCCAGACCCACCUGGAUGAGGCCUGCCUGCACUUUGCCAGGCGCAUCGGCUACAGGUGCUCCAGCUGCCAAGUGGUGUUUGGCGGCUUGAACUCCAUCAAGUCCCACAUCCAGACGGCCCAUUGCGAGGUGUUCCACAAAUGCCCCAGCUGCCCCAUGGCCUUCAAGUCGGCCCCGAGCGCCCAGAGCCACAUCGGCACGCAGCACCCGGCGCUCACCGGUGGUCAGGCCAAGAUGAUCUACAAGUGCGUGAUGUGCGACACGGUUUUCACCCAAAAGCCUUUGCUGUACAUGCACUUCGACACGCAUCUGGCCAAGCAGAAGGUGCACGUGUUCAAGUGUCCCGACUGCACCAAGCUGUAUGCCCAGAAAGGUUCCAUGAUGGAGCACAUCAAGACGGCGCACAGAGGGUCCGCGGCAAAACAAGAACCCGCUUCCGACACUCCCGCCGCCGCCGUUACCGCUGGCGGUCCCAAAAUCAAACCCUCCGCUAAGCCCGACAACUCAGACGGCGAGGACUGGGGGCGGGAUCAAGAGGAGGAAGAGGACGACGAUGAGGAGGAGGAAGACGACGAUGACGGGGAUGAAGACUACGAGGGGCCCGGCGCGGCGACACCCGGUGUCCCCACCGAGUGGACGUGCCCGCAGUGCCAGAGUACCUUCACCGACAACGACGACUACAUCAGUCACGUCAAGAUGGAGCACGGAAAGUUUCCGUGUCGCAUUUGCGGCGGGAACUUUAGCACGUCAUCCAGCCUGAGACGCCACGAGAGAGUCAUUCACGAGGGCAACAAAAGAGUCUUCCAUUGCCAGUAUUGCACGGAGGGCAAACGUACCUUUGGCAGCCGCUUCCUGCUGGACAAACACAUCCGGCUCAAACACAGAGGCACCGACGGACAGGCGGCCCCGGUGACGAGGAAGCGUGCUGCCACGAGCACAGAAGGUCCCGGCAGCUCCUCGGAGCAGGACGGCGAAGGCGCCGCUCCCGGUGGCAAGCCAGCGGACGAGGAGGAGAACGCGCCGGAGGAAGGCGAGGAAGUGGGCGCAGGCCCCGCCAAGAGGAGCCGAGCCGAGCCGGAGGAGGAGACCAGCAGCGUGUUCCGCUGCGUGCCGUGCGGAUUCUCCACGGAGGACGGCGCGGAGUUCCAGCGCCAUAUCCCGCAGCACCGUGCCGACACCGCCUCCUUCCAAUGCCUGCAGUGCGGCGUGUGCUUCGCCUCGGCCGGCUCGCUGGGUCGACACCGCUUCAUCAGCCACCGCGUGCGGGACGCCCAAGGCGAGGCCGACCGCGGCGCGGGACGAGCGUCUCCGGACGGCUCGCCCCGCGCCGGCGCCGCCUCGCCUCAAGCUUUGGGCGAGGACGCUGACGGCAACCUGAUCUGCAGGGUGUGCGGGCGUCGCUUCGACAAGGCGUCGGACCUCAACACUCACUUCCGGACCCACGGCAUGGCCUUCCUCACCGCGCACAAGACGGACAAGCCCCAGUAGGACACGACUAAGGCAGUCUAGAACAAGGGUUCCCAAAAUUUUCGGGUCCAGGGAAGAACAUUUCUGAGGUCCUUGGCAUUAUUCAAGCGCUAACUCAACCUUUCAUACCACUUCAAGAGUGUUAUGGAAAGCCACGUUCGGAUUUGCACUUAAAAAAAAAUAUGACUGCAACUUAUUUUGUGGACCCCCUGUUUUGAGAACCGCUGCUCUAGAAUGUUUUAACCAUCCUACGCUUGUUGCUGCAUGCCUGAACGUCCCUUCCUCCCUCCCUCCCCUUUUGGGUGAAACAUUUCUGCUGCACGGCUGCCAUUUUACUGACCUCCCCAGAACUUGGAUUUGUACUUGUAAUGUAAUAUUUAUUAUUGAUCAAAUACUGCUGCAAGCUGGCCAGGAUCAUUUGUGAUGUUGGUGUUCAGUAAGACAUUAGAAGGAAGAGGAAGGGGCUAGUAUGUGAUUUUUGUGAUGUAAAUACAUAAUUACACUACAAGAAAACAUAACUUGCUAUGAUAAUGUGAAUACAUGUAGUGUUUGUACUGUACUGUUCCUUUUUAUUCUAAAUAUCAAACAAGCACCCCACUAAGAAGAAAUCAAUGUCUAUCAAUACUCGCGUUUCUUUUCUAACAUUUGGGGGGGGGAAACAAACAAAAAAAACAUUGUCUUGUUUUUAUCUUUUUAUACAUGUGUCAUAUCAUAUUUAUAUAGAUGGAUGAUAAUAGUGGAACGUUCAAGUUUUCUUUCCCCAUGGUUGUGGUCUGCUUGCUGUAUACGCCAUACACUCACUUUUGUGCAGUUUUCAAAUAAAUGUUAAAAAGAGA